UUCUCUCUCCACCCUAAGUUACAGGUUAACACCAACGUUAUACACACACAUCAUGACUACUUCACAAGAUUCUAAAAUUGUCAAGACCUCUUUGCCAUUGACCUUCACCGUUGUUGGUGCCGGUUUGGGUGGUGUUGCUGCGGCUAUCGGUUUGACUUUGGCCGGUCACAAGGUCACUGUUUUGGAGCAGGCUAUAGAGCUCGGUGAAGUAGGUGCUGGUAUCCAGAUUCCACCUAAUUCUUCCAUCAUCUUGGACCAGUUUGGGGUCAAGGAAGCCAUCGCAAAGGUUUCCACCCUCCCAGAAAAACUCAGAUUCUUCAAUUGGAAGGGCACCAAGACUUUGUCUACCCAAGACUUGUACCCAUACACCGUCGAGAAAUACGGUGGUGAGUACUUCCAUAUCCACCGUGCCGAUUUCCACAGAAUCUUGGUUACCAGAGCCAGAGAAUUAGGCGUGGAGAUCAUCCUUGGCUGCCACAUCGACAAGGUUGACUUUGAAACCAACACCUGCUACACCCCAGACGGCCGCUCCUUCACCUCAGAUGUGGUUAUUGCUGCAGACGGUCUUAAGUCCAAGAUUCGCUCCCUCAUAUUGAACAAAGAUGACCCAGCUCACGACACCGGUGACUUGGCCUACCGUGCUUUGAUCAAAGUGUCUGAAAUGAGAAAGUACAAGGAGCUCAAGUUCAUCUAUGAGAAGCCAAAUAUUACCUUUUUCUGGGGUCCAGAUAUCCACAUUGUCAUCUACUUGUUGCAAGGUGGGGAAACUUGCAAUGUUGUUGUCUUGUCCCCAGACACCCUACCAGCCGGAGUAAACGUACAAAACGCUUUAGACACGGAAUUGCCAGAGAUGUUCAAGGACUGGGAUCCAAGAUUAAAGUCCUUGUGGGCCUUGGUUCAUGAAACCUCCAAGUGGAGAUUGCAGAACUCCAGAGAAAUGGACACCUGGGUUCACGACACCGCUAAUAUAGCCUUGAUGGGCGAUGCCUGCCAUGCCACCUUGCCAUAUCUCGCCCAGGGUGCUGCCCAGGCCGUCGAAGAUGCUGCCUGUUUGACUGGAUUGUUUGGUCGUAUCCAGAAAAAAUCCCAGAUUCAUGCCACUUUGCAGAAAUUUGAGGAGCUCCGCAAGGCCAGAACCACCCGGGUUGUCCAGGGCUCCACCAACUGCAGGAACGUCUACCACUGUCACGACGGUCCAGAGCAGGUCAAGAGAGACGCCUUGUGCGCCCUUAACCCACCACAAGAGGGUUGUCCAAACCCCUGGGCCGACCCAGUCUUCCAAAAGUUCUUGUUUGGCUACGAUGCCUUUGCCGAGGCCGAAAGUGGCUGGGCCGAACUUACAGCUGUUUCCCCCAGUUUAUAAGCGAAGCUCCUGUCUCUGCUCAUAUUUAGCUUAUUUAUAACACCAAUAUAAUCUAAUGUAGUAUGGGAAUAAGAAAUAUAACCAUUCUAAUAGAUGGC
Babjeviella inositovora NRRL Y-12698 is the source of this 1461-nucleotide messenger RNA. RefSeq lists its product as uncharacterized. NCBI's taxonomy places the organism in Eukaryota, Fungi, Ascomycota, Pichiomycetes, Serinales. Gene Ontology annotation, biological process: secondary metabolite biosynthetic process. The record is from RefSeq and is a predicted model, not a curated record. Gene Ontology annotation, molecular function: monooxygenase activity; FAD binding. The transcript has a single exon. Bases 53 to 1363 code for a protein of 436 amino acids.